AUGAAGAUCCAAAUCCAUCAAUUCCCUGGAGUGAUGACAAGUCUAUCAAAACUUUAUGAGUUACAUUGCACCUCAAAUAUCGAUCCAAUGAUAUUUUACGGGUUGGCUCAAAUUUGUAGAUUCAUAGAGAAGUUUAACAUAACGUUAUCAGGUGACAAUCCCGGACUUGCCAUCUUGAUCGAAAAGCAACAGAGGAUAAAAUACCUACAACUUAAUUUACAAUAUGAAAAUGAUUUUUAUAAAGAAAAUGGUGAAUUCGAAAGCUUAUAUAAAAUCCAUAUCGGGAAUAGUUUAGAAUUUACCAUAGAUGCCUUGGAUUUGUUUUUUAAAAAGUGGCAAGGAAGAAAGCCUUUAUGGUUAUCUCCCGUGAAAUUGGUUGGUGAAUAUAUUAAUUGGGAUGAGGUUGAAAACAUUAAUGAUGAGGAAAUAAAUAUCUGUAAUGACAUGAUUCCAAUAUUAUCAAUCUCUGAAAAAGAAUUUGCAAGAAUUAUGAGUAGAUUUAAUCUAAAAUAUAAAGAAAGAUUAGGAGUCGCCGUAUCAGGAGGGGCGGAUAGCAUGGCAUUAUGUUAUUUAUUAAACCAAUAUUGUAAAAUAUCGGAACAUCAAAUUACGGCAUUUAUCAUAGAUCAUCGAUUAAGAAGAGAGAGUACAAAUGAGUCAUUUCAAGUUUCUAAUACUUUAUCAAAGUUGGAAAUCGAUAAUAAAAUAAUGAGAAUUCAAUGGAAAGGUCAAGAUAAUACUUCCAAUUCAAAUUUGAAUGAUUUCAAUUCUCCAUUUCCAACCAAAUCUCAAUACGAAACAUUUGCUAGGAUUGAGAGAUAUAAAUUAUUAGCAAAAGGUUGUCAUGAGAAUAAAAUUUCUUCAUUGUUUGUAGGACAUCAUUUAAAUGAUCAAUUAGAAACCUUAAUCAUGAGAUUAUCAAGAGGAAGUGGAAUUGAUGGAUUAGCUUCAAUUUCAAUGAUUGAUAAAUUUCCUGUUAUAAGAAACGUUGAAGCCAUUGGAAUACAAAUAGUUAGACCUUUAUUAUCUGUUACAAAGGAUAGAUUAAUAAAAACUUGUGUUGAAGCAAGUAUACCAUGGAUAGAGGAUCCUUCAAAUCAAUCUACGGAUCAUAAAAGAAAUAUUGUAAGAUUUUCAUUAGAUAAAUUAAAUAAAAGAUAUCUCAUUGAAGGAAUAAGAGAAUAUGAACCAUUGUCCACAAUGGGAUUAUCAAGGUUCAUGAAUCACAUGAAAGAUCACAAGGAUUUUAUAAAUUCACAAGAUAAUGGAAUUUGUUCACUAUCUUUACCGAAUCCAAUUCCUUCUUCCCAUUGGAUUUUAAAAAAAUAUUUGGCUACAAGGAUUAUUAGCAGAAUAAUAAGAUUUGUUAGAUGUUCCGAACAUCCUCCGAGAUUAGAAUCUACGCUAAAAUUUUAUAAUCAUAUUUUAUCAUCAUAUAAUCACAAUAUCACAUUAAAUAAGGUUUUAUUGUGUUGUAAAAAAGUUCAUAUUCAUGAUUCAGAUACCUUUGAAAAUGGUUCUUAUAACCUUUGGACAUUCAGUAGACAACCAUUCACAUCGUUAGAAGAAACAAGAAAUGUUAUAAACAUUCAAGAUGGCCAAGUGAUAUUAUGGGAUAAUAGAUUUUUUAUAGGAUUAAAUCUCAUUUCACAUCAAACAGAAUUAUGCAAAAAGCAAAUACAUCAGGAAAUAAUUCCUUCCCCGCCACGAUAUUAUAUAAGAAGAUUACAUGAUAAAGAUAUUUACAAUAUAUCUGAAGAAAAUAAGGAGGAUCAAAUAAAUGUAGAUAAUGUUAUUUAUAAAAACAUAAUUGAAAAAUAUAAAAGAAAAGUACCUCAUAUUGCAAGACAUAAUAUUCCUGUGGUUAUUAAAAAGUCGGAUUGGAUUUCUUUAAAUGGCAUUUUACAUGAAAAUGAGAAUGUCGUUAAUAUACCGACUUUAGGAAUAUCAUUGAAUUCAGAAAAUAUUUAUUGUUGGGUUAAAUUUCGGGGAAAUACUUUUAUUGAUAUAAAGGACGAAGAAACAAGUUAG
This is a messenger RNA of Funneliformis geosporum, 2031 nucleotides long. The record is from the annotation of a GenBank genome assembly. NCBI's taxonomy places the organism in Eukaryota, Fungi, Glomeromycota, Glomeromycetes, Glomerales, Glomeraceae.